Molecule: messenger RNA, 1455 nt
Organism: Cordyceps militaris CM01
Lineage: Eukaryota; Fungi; Ascomycota; Sordariomycetes; Hypocreales; Cordycipitaceae
Product: ferulic acid esterase (FaeA), putative
Exons: 1
Coding region: 1-1455 (484 amino acids)
Molecular function (GO): feruloyl esterase activity
Source: RefSeq, a predicted model, not a curated record
AUGAAGCUUUCCGUCUUUGGAGUGGUGGCUGCCGUACUGAUUUCCGCAUCCGAUGCCUCCUCGAACGUCACCUAUGGCAGAGGCUCACCUGGCUGCGGCAAAAAGGUCAAACACCUUGGCUCCGAAUACUUUGUGCCCAAGUGGAAUGUCUCGGGCGUCUGGCGUCAGUACCGGACCUACACGCCCAAACAUUACGAAAAGGACAAGCCGGUGCCGCUGCUUCUGGCCUUCCAUGCCAAUGCCAAGCCGCAGCCGAGAUUUGCGAUGCAGUCUCGCUUCUCCGAUCCGACAAUCAACCCCAAUAUGAUGGUCCAGUACAUGAUCGCUUACAAGGUACGCAUCCCCGCCGUCCAGCAUUGCCAAACCCCUCGCACAGUGGCGCGGAACAAACUACUGAACAAAAGGCCCAAAUGUUUUCAGAAACGCUGGGUUGGUCCCACGUCCGCGCACAAGGAUGCCAACGACAUUGAGUUUGUCGCAAGGGCGCUCGAGGUCCUCAUGAACAACUACUGCAUCGACGUGGACCGCGUGUUCCUGACCGGGCACGCGGGCGGCGGCGGCCUCGCCAACAUCCUGGCGUGCCACCCGCGGCUCAGCAGGCACUUUGCCGGCAUGGCGCUCAUGGGGCCGACGCUGUACCAGGACCUCAACGACGACUUCUGCAAGGGCGCGCGGCUGCCGAUGCCCGUGCUCGAGGCGCACGGCCUGCUGGACGAGACGUCGCCGUACUGGGGCGAACCCGCGCGCACCGUCGGCGCCGUGCCGGCCGUGCUCGACUGGCUCCGCCGCUGGGUCCGCCGCAACGACUGCGACCCGGUGCCGCGCCGGUCGCACCUCGUCAAAAAGGCCGUCGUCUCGCACAAGUACACGUGCCAAGGCCAGUUUGGCUUCGUCGAGCACAUCACCGCCGCCAGGCAAAACUACAACUGGCUGACCACCAAGAGCGCCAUUGACAUCUCGCCCGUCAUGAUCGACUUCUUUAACCGCUGGGUUCGCCCGGGGAACCUGAGCAUUCCGCUCGACGCCAAGGGUAGGUUCGUGGUUGACGAAGGUCCCAAGAAGCCAAAGCACACCUCGACUAAGCCCACCCGCACCCGCUCGCGCCGCCCCACGACCUUGAAAACCUCUACUCGCCCCAGUCGCACCUCGACCAGUACUUCGCCCAUGCCUACCAAGACCAAGAAGCAGGCGUCCGGACGCGGGGAGCCGACUUUUGCCACCUUCGGGGUCGAUAUAGUCUCUACGCCCCCCGAACCGUCCCGGACAAAGGAACAGCCGUCUAGACAGGGUUGGCCUACGUUUGCCACAUGGGGGGUCGAUAUCGUCUCUACGCUCCCCGAACCGCCGCGGACGACGUCUGGACGCGGUGAGCCGACUUUUGCCACAUUCGGUGUCGAUAUAGUCUCUACUCUCACCGAACCGCCCCAGACUAGCCCUACUACCACGACCCAGUAA